UGAUCGGUCCGGCGAAGGAGUAGGAGGUCCGGUUCGCCAUUUUGGCAGGUUGUGAGAGCCUUCUGUCGUCGCCGUGAGACGAGCUGUCGUCCGCCCAGCUGAGCCUUGUACGCGCGCGCGAGAGAGCUCUUUCGGCUCGAUUGAAUCGCGAUAUCGAAAACAAAGGCAGGCCGGCGCUGGCGAUCACGAAAUUAAGGAGAUCGGCAAGAGCCGACAGGAACCGGCCCCGUGUAUAUCGUAAUCUUUAUUUCCCUGUCGGUGCUCUGAAUUUGUUCGAGUACGUUUUGCCAGUUACCGCGGGUGGUGUGCGUGUGACACUAUCUUCGAAGCUGGACAACGUUUCUUAGCUGUGAUAGUACGACACGAUAGUCGAGUCGAAAGGUGCGUGAGCUUGAAAAAAGUUCCAGUGUGACAGACGUAGCGACAGUAUGGCGGGACAAACGAUUAACGACAGACUAUUGGCAGCGAGACACAGCAUCGCCGGUCAGGGCCUUGCUAAAGCUGUGUGCAAAGCUACUACUGAAGAGAUGAUAGGUCCAAAAAAGAAACAUCUCGAAUACCUGGUGCGCUGCACGAACGAGCCGAACGUAUCGAUACCUCAGUUGGCAAAUCUGUUGAUAGAACGGUCACAGAACACAAAUUGGACGGUCGUUUUCAAAGCUCUGAUCACGGUGCACCAUAUGCUUUGUUACGGCAAUGAGAGGUUUACACAGUAUCUGGCGUCCAGCAACAGCACGUUUCAACUCAGUAAUUUUCUCGAUAAAAGCGGCGUUCAAGGAGCUCGCAUCGGCUAUGAUAUGUCACCGUUUAUCAGGAGAUAUGCAAGGUACCUCAAUGAGAAGGCUCUUUCCUACAGGACCGUGGCCUUUGACUUUUGCAAGGUGAAGAGGGGAAAGGACGACCGUACUCUGCGCACAAUAAACGCUGACAAAUUGUUGAAAACUUUACCAGUUUUGCAGUCACAGUUGGAUGCACUAUUGGAGUUCGAUUGUAGUGCCAAUGAUCUUACCAAUGGUGUUAUAAAUAUGGCUUUCAUGCUUCUCUUUCGGGAUCUGAUUAGAUUGUUUGCCUGUUAUAAUGAUGGCAUUAUUAACCUGCUAGAAAAGUAUUUUGAUAUGAACAAAAAGCAAUGUCGCGAGGCUUUGGACUUGUAUAAAAAGUUUCUCAUACGAAUGGAUCGGGUGGGCGAAUUCUUGAAAGUUGCCGAGAACGUUGGCAUUGAUAAAGGAGACAUACCUGAUCUAACAAAGGCACCUAGUAGCUUAUUAGAUGCAUUGGAGCAACACCUUGCGUCGUUGGAAGGAAAAAAAGGCUCCGCAGCGAACACACCUACGCAGUCUGCAAGCAAUAGAACGAAUGUAAAGUCGGGAGUGUCCGCCCUGUCUUCCACCAGUACUGCGUUUGGAACUGCAGCCAGUAAUAACCGUCUUGACCAUGCUGGAAAUGGACACAUCGACGAAGCACUGCGACAGCAAGCCCUCGCGGAAGAGGAAGCUGCUAUGAAUCAGUACAAGGCAAAAGUGCAAUCCCCAUCAGGUGGCCCCAGUACGAAUCCAUUCCUCAGUUCGCCGACAAACAACGCCAACCAACCAAUUGUUGACCUAUUUGGUGCCCCGUCGUCGACGGCGUCAACUGAAAGUCAGCCACAAAAAGCGUCAGAUGAUCUACUCCAAUUAGCAGGCAAUCCAUUCGCGGAUGUGUCACAAACUAUAACAGCACCGACCACGGAAGCACAGAUGAAUAUAUGGUUGACUAACCGUAAUGGUUUCGCCGCAGUGCCUCCAGCAAAUAAUAACUUUGUUACAGAUUACAGUUUCUCUUCCGUAUUCGGUAAUCAAGACUCUCAAUCUGCUGGUGCUCCAGGAACGGCCGGAUCCGUAUUAAACCCUUUUAUGUCCGACUUCCCUUCCCUUGGUUCCCAGCCAACGCAGUCAAACGCAGCCGCUUUCGGUCUCUUCGAGCAGGGUGCCGCGAACGUUGCCGCUAAUGCAAGCGGUGGCGAGGGCCAACAACAAGGGCAAGCCGGAGACCUGUUCAGUGCUGGCGGCCAGGCAGAUCUCUUUGGGAGCGACUCUGCAGUGCUCAAGACCGCAGAGGGUGUCACUGGGGACGCUGCCGCGGAGGCAGCAUCCUCUGUGACUCUGACUUCCGGUAAGUCCACUGCCACGCCGCCUCCCAGACCGCCGCCUCCCGCGACAGCGAUGAACGGUACACCUAGACCAGCCUCGCCAACAGUGUCCGGAGCGGCGGCUGGAAAAUCAUCCUCUGACACUACAAAUGCCGCCGCCGCUCCUAGUAAGAGCGCGUUCGACGAUCUAAAUGAUAGCAUUCGUAUGGCACUGGGCGGGUCUCCGUCAAGGCCGGCACCCAUAGCUCAGCAACCACCGACCGCGCAACAAGCACAGCAACCUCUACAACAGGGUUUUGGCAUGUUCGAUAUGGGUGCUAAUAUGGCUGCCACCGGGCAGCCGGCCAUGCCUGGCGGACCGAUGGUCGGCUACGGUAUUCCCACCCAAGUCCCGGCGGGGUACAGUUCCCCGGCAAAGCAACCGAUCUCAGGUUUUGACGGUUUGGGCACGGUGCUGAUGCCUACCACUGUAGCUGGAGAUAAUAAUAUUUCAGCAGCAGGGCAGCAGCAGAAUGCAGCAUCUACUGGCAAAGUUCUGACUGGAGAUUUGGAUAGUAGUCUUGCUAGUCUUGCCCAAAACUUGACUAUCAACAAGAGUGCGCAGCAGCAAGUCAAGGGUAUGCAAUGGAAUUCCCCUAAAAAUGCUGCUAAAACUGGUGGCCCAGCUGGAGGAUGGACACCACAACCUAUGGCAGCUACGACUGGUGCUGGGUAUCGCCCAAUGGGACAAGGAAUGACGCAACUUCCUUCGACCACUUUGGGCUUCCCUACCCACACUGCACCAUUGGGAAUGCAAGGUGUGCCAAUGGGCAUGCAGGGCAUGAGGCCGAUGAUGAGCACAAUGCCUGGCGGUCCCGGUGGCAUGAUGGUCACAGGAGGAGCUGCACCAAUGAUGAUGCCCAACACAAAUCCCAUGAUGGGUGCUAAUCUUCAACAGCAACCGCAACCACAGCAACAACCCCAGGCUGUUACGCAGCCACAAAAUAAUCAAGUCCAACUCGAUCCAUUCGGUGCCCUGUGAAGAGAUUAGGAAUUCUGAUCGAAGUGGAGCAGACGAAGCAUCAACCUUGUAAAUACCGUGUAAUAUGCCUAGGAAAUGUACCCUGCUUGCUCUCGUUAUUCUAUGUCAUCCGUAAGGAACCGGCCCGUCCUCGCAAAAAAAUAAAGAAUAUCGAAGCUUGCUACUGGAUCAUCCUCCAGGAGACACAACGGUGCCGAAGGAAAAACGCAAUAGAUUCCCAUUAAUAUACAUAUAUAUACACAUAUAUAUAUAUAUAUUUCUACUGCUGAUUGAGUAUAUCGUAUAUACGGAUUUACUCAGUUUACGGCGGUUGCCUUACACAGAUACGCAUAGCCUCAGUGUAAACAUACACAUUUAUAGUCUUGUAAGGCGAGGACAAAGAAAAGAAAAAUGUAGAGAGCUUAGAGACAGAGUUACAAAAAAGAAAAAAAAUAUACGAGCCGUAUUGCGUUUAGAAUUCCAUGAAAUGCGUGGAUGCAACUAUUCCGUAAGAGUUGACUGUGAUAGUAAUGCAUCGACAUUGUAGUGUUUUCCAGUAAUCGAAGGAGCAGUUGGUAGAAAAUGAGGGAGAAUCUGGGAGAGUAUGCGUGUGAUAUGUGAGAGAAAAAAUGAAUGAAAGCUGAGUGAGAGAAGGAGUUAUUGAUAAACGUGUUUUCAUAGAGGAAGGAGGUCCAAAGUAGUUCCAUACAAGCUUUAUAUAUACUGGACAGCGUGUCGUAUAUAAACGAGAAUCAUCUUUCCGAGAUAACAGAAAUAACGUUGUUGAGGUUGGCUUUGUAUCAUGACGAUUCUAAACGUACAUACAUCGUGGAAAUUAUACAUAGUUGGCUGAUGCAUGAUGUAUCCAUAGUAAAGAUGUAAAGUUACGUACUACGUAUACAUAUGCACGCGCGCGCAAUUGUGCAGAUGCAUACGUACGACUGUAUUUCAGAUUUCGUGCGAAAAGAUACAACGUUGAAAAUAUAAAUAUUAUUUGAAAAAAAGUUAUAUAUAUAUAUAUAUAAAUAAGUAUAUAUAAAUAAAUGUAUAUGUAUAUGGCGUAAUCCUAAUAAUGGCGCACCCGUGUCGCUCUCCGUUUCAUUUUUUCGUACUAUCUUUACUCGUAUAUAUUUUGAUUUCGACUCAGGGCGCUGAAGCAGUUACGACGUAUCCUUAUUAAAGUAUUAAAUAUUAACUGAUAAUUAAUACAUGCAUAUAUAGAUAUAUGUAUACAUACA
This is a messenger RNA of Eufriesea mexicana, 4366 nucleotides long. It is a transcript of the gene lap, whose product is annotated as phosphatidylinositol-binding clathrin assembly protein lap. Bases 429 to 3149 code for a protein of 906 amino acids. The transcript is spliced from 19 exons. Gene Ontology annotation, biological process: synaptic vesicle budding from presynaptic endocytic zone membrane; clathrin coat assembly; clathrin-dependent endocytosis. Lineage: Eukaryota; Metazoa; Arthropoda; Insecta; Hymenoptera; Apidae. Gene Ontology annotation, molecular function: SNARE binding; phosphatidylinositol-4,5-bisphosphate binding; 1-phosphatidylinositol binding. The record is from RefSeq and is a predicted model, not a curated record. Gene Ontology annotation, cellular component: clathrin-coated pit; clathrin-coated vesicle; extrinsic component of presynaptic endocytic zone membrane.